Closterium sp. Yama58-4 is the source of this 1341-nucleotide messenger RNA. Lineage: Eukaryota; Viridiplantae; Streptophyta; Zygnematophyceae; Desmidiales; Closteriaceae. The record is from the annotation of a GenBank genome assembly.
AUGGCUUAUUCUCGGACGGCCGUCGUGUUUGCUCUGCUGCUGCACGCGGCGUGCCUCUCAUCGCCUCUUGGUCUCGUCGCGGCCCACAUCUGGCCUCUCAGUGGAGCAAGCACCCGCCGCGAGUUACCGGUCAAGGCGCCUGCCAUGUGUCCCCCCGGCGUUGUCUGCCCGGAAGGGGCGUCGUGCGCGGUGGAUUCCAACAGCCACCCUUUUUGCAAGUGCCCGGCCGGGCAGGCCAUUAUCAACGGCGAAUGCGCCCCCGCCAAGAACUGGACGACGGUGGGUACGAGCGUGGCGGUCUACAAACGCACCACCUGCAAAGCCAGCGCAGGCGACGUGGAAGCCCCCGUGGUGCAGCGCGCGCCGCCACCCAACACCUCGACUUGCGUGAGCCUGGCGCCGUUCAACGGCACAUUAGGGUGUGUGAAGAUCCUGUGGAACGUGAAUGACGGCGCGCCGAAUCACCUGGUGUGCGGAAAGCUUGUGUUCUGGGAGCAGCCUGACUGCAGUGGCUUGAAUACGACUGUCGAGAUAACUCUCGGCGGCUGGAAGAAAGUCAACCCUCAGCAGUUCAACAUCGUUUCCACAUUCGCGGCGAUGAAAGGCAUAAAUUACAAUACCCGGUCCUUCUCGUGUCUGACUGCCACUCUGCCGCCUGGCGUGGACCUCUGUGCCCUUGCGUCAUGCCCGCCCAACUCCACCUGCUCCUUAAAAAACGGCUUCGCUAAGUGCAUUUGCGACCCUGGACUGGUCAUGCCCAAGGACGGCAGCGCCGCUGCAUGCGUUGAGCCGUGCUCUAUCAAGGAUUGUGGCGAGGGUGGAACUUGCUUCAAGCUAUCUAACUAUGAACCGUAUUGUGAUUGCAAGCAAGGCUACGAGCAGGAGGGAGUCUCUGGGAGUUGCAUUGGCCAAGGCCAAUGCAAGAACUGCCUUCAGAGCACCUGGGGCAAGAAUUCCCUACCAUACACAUACUGCCCCCCUGGCUUCAGCAUGCGCUCUGGUACCUGUGUGCCAGGCCUCGUUCCCGAUGUGGCUGACGUCGCCAUCAGCAUCUUCAGUGAGGUCAAUUUCGGCACAACAAACCCUCCUUAUGUCUUCCGCCUGAAGCCCUUCACUUGCGUCACUAUUCCUGAAGUGGUUGUGGCCUCUGCCAAGUCGGCUGGCUUUCUGUAUCGUGCUCCUGAAUCGUACAUUUCAUGCACGGCGGUCGUCUUUUACACUCAGCCCAACUGUGGUGGAACGCCAUUAACCGCAGACGUCCCCACGGGCGAUGGCGUACUCGAAAUACCGCUUACAUCUCUUUAUGGUUUGGCCCAAUCCUUCAAGUGCCUUCUGUGGUAA